AUGGCGCGCUUUGUGUUUCGAGGAAUCAUCAAUGGCAAUGAAGACCCCGCCUUUUUGAGCUUAUAUUUCUCUCCGGAUUCCAAGGCCUCCAAUAAGUUGGAUUAUAUCUAUGGCCUCUUGGCUGUGACAAAAUCCCCGAUCACCCCUGACUAUACCAAGAGCAUUCGAGAGGUAACCCUGGAGUUCAUGGCGUAUGCUACUGGCCUCAAGCGCCUUGACGAUCUACCAAGCUGGGCACCCGUUUUCUCGGAGGCUGACAGACGAAAGCCAAUUGCAAGAGGGCUCAAAGUGCAUCGGCCUGCAUACGAUACAGUGCCCGAGCUGUCCAACGGUCUGCCCAUAGAUAUUGAUGGCGAUAGCUUAUGGAUCAAAGGGGUCAAAGUACAGGUUGUCGGCACAGUAUACGAAAAGACUGUUUCUGCGAAUCUCUUGACAACCGGACUACAACAAUGUAUCAUGGAAUUUACACAGUCACCACAGGAUAUCUACCCAACUGGCAAGAGCGUACUAGAGAUAAUAUAUUGCACUCUGUUACAAAUAGAACCAUACGAUAACUAUGCGGUCGACUUAGGUCUUUGCCUAGACCGUUUGACUCACCCGGAAACUCCAGUUCUAGAUAGAAACUGGACGAUGCAAUGGACACAAAAGUCCUCCGUUGGCGCGGUACUAGCCAAGUGGUAUACGUACGGUCGGCACCACCCAGGUAAUAGGCUCUUUAAAACCAAUGAUGGCUAUAUCGGCACGAUGGCAGACGAUGUACAGCGUGGGGAUGUCGUCUGUGUACUUGCAGGCUCUGAAGAGCUGGCGGUCCUCCGCCCCGAGGAAGACCACUACCUUUUUGUUGGCUGUUGCUUUAUGAUAGGACUGAUGAGCGGCGAGGUCUCGGAGCUUUUGAAGUUAGGAAAAGUCAAAAUUGAGAAAAUUGAGAUCCGAUGA
This is a messenger RNA of Fusarium musae, 936 nucleotides long. RefSeq lists its product as uncharacterized. Bases 1 to 936 code for a protein of 311 amino acids. The transcript has 2 exons. The record is from RefSeq and is a predicted model, not a curated record. Lineage: Eukaryota; Fungi; Ascomycota; Sordariomycetes; Hypocreales; Nectriaceae.